AUGCGAGCGACUUUUGGCGAUGAGGCGAUUGAUAGAUUGCUGCCAGCUGCAGAAGCGAGUCGGAGUUCUUCAUUUUAUGACAUCCGACAUUCCAAAACCCCGACGGAACCCGAGAUCACCGAGGAGGCCAAGCAGAAAAUUGCUCAGAUCGUUUACAUCGGUCAACUCUCAAUCGGUACCCCGGGACAGCGCUUUAACAUGAUUCUAGACACCGGUAUUGGAUGCAUUGGGUGGGGCGGA
Messenger RNA from Mesorhabditis belari, 240 nucleotides. The record is from the annotation of a GenBank genome assembly. NCBI's taxonomy places the organism in Eukaryota, Metazoa, Nematoda, Chromadorea, Rhabditida, Rhabditidae.